GCCCACACAUCCGAAACCACAGAUACUUCGGAUGUUAAGCCUGUGAUAAUAGCAAACAUAUAUCAAUACCUUAUAAUUUUUUUCUUGUUUGACAAAGUAUGCUCCAUAAAGGGUCCAAUAGAUAUCAAAGGUUCUACUGGAGAAGAUGCCUUGUUUAUGUGGAACACAACGGACCAAAAAGAAAUCCUUGCUGUCAGCUGGGGAAUAAGAAAGGGCAACAUCCCUGAUCCUCAGUUUAUCAGUGUUAAUGGAUAUAAUGGAAGGGUGUACAUAAACGAAAAUAUUGGUGACACGUUGAAAAGAAGAGUAGAAUUUCUUGGAAACUUGACAAUAGGUCGUGCUUGGUUUGUGUUGAARAACCUUACUGUCAAUGACACUAAUGAAUACAUUGCAAGCAUCAGUGACGAUGUAUCAAGAGUUCUACCAUAUUAUGCGCACCUAAUGGUUGCAGAGAAAGGAAAAGCCCCAAGUAGUGACCUUAUCUAACCACGAAAUGUUAAUAGGAAAUCAGGUUAGCUAUUUAUAGACGAACCUAGACAGCUUCUAACACACACUGAAUCGACUCAUUAUUGAGGAAUUAAUUCAUACAAAUCGAGCAGAUCUCGCAAAUCUUUAAUGAUUAAAGACAAUCGUAAAGCGAU
Actinia tenebrosa (Australian red waratah sea anemone) is the source of this 641-nucleotide messenger RNA. RefSeq lists its product as uncharacterized. The record is from RefSeq and is a predicted model, not a curated record. NCBI's taxonomy places the organism in Eukaryota, Metazoa, Cnidaria, Anthozoa, Actiniaria, Actiniidae.